This is a messenger RNA of Frieseomelitta varia, 1821 nucleotides long. Its product is annotated as putative carbonic anhydrase 3. Gene Ontology annotation, cellular component: cytoplasm. NCBI's taxonomy places the organism in Eukaryota, Metazoa, Arthropoda, Insecta, Hymenoptera, Apidae. Gene Ontology annotation, molecular function: zinc ion binding; carbonate dehydratase activity. The record is from RefSeq and is a predicted model, not a curated record. Bases 764 to 1696 code for a protein of 310 amino acids. The transcript has 7 exons.
UAUAUCCAAUUUAAAAUAAAAAUGAAAACUUGUAUUAUAAAGAGAACGAGGCAUACAAAUUUAUUUAUUUCUAAAUAUAUUUUAGAACUAUCAAAAGUAUUAAAACUCAAAAGUAUCUAAAUAUUCAAAAAAUUUAUAUGCUUCCUUCUCAACAAAUACAAUUAUCAUAACAGCGAGCAAUAUUCAAAUAUUAAUAUUUGUUUCUUUAUCCGUACAUAUAUGUAUAUUUCGUGUGCACGUGUAUAUAUUGUAGAAUUAAUUAACUAUUAUGAUUUGUAACAAAAUAGAACAAAUGUAUGAGACAAUCUUCGCUAUUAGCUAAUGCCAAAGUUAAUUGUAAAUUUAUGUAUAUUAAUUACUGUUCACCAAAUGGUUGAAUUUUUAAAUGAUUAAUACAGCUUAUUAUAUUUUGAGAAUGACAAAUACUAUUUGUAUAUAUGUAAAUAAAUUGUUACAGUAUCUAUUAUACAAAAUAUGUUAUGUCCCAUUAAGUUAUAUCAAAAUGAAAUCCAUAUUUAAAAAUAUAAAAGAAAUAUGUAUUUCUUCUUACUGCAGUUCUAUUGAAACGGAACACGUGGUGACAUGUGUACAUAAGAGAUCGUAUUGAUGAUGAUAAUAGAACAUCUAAUAUGUAAAUGAAACAGUUGGAAGAUGCUGAAAAUAACUUGAUGUGUUCUUUGGACGUAUGGAAAGUAUGUGUUACCAUCGUAUUGCGUUAAUUGUUAGCAUCGUGCUUUAAGUUGCAAAAAUAUAGUGAGAAAAAAUGAAUCAGUAUCAAGUAACUAAUAUGAUCUAUAUUGUAAAAUGCGUAAUAUUGGCGACAACUGUUCCACUUGUUGCUGGACACUUUGGAUACCGUAAACGUGAUCAGCACACUUGGGUUCAAAACUUCAAAUUAUGUGAUGGAAAAUUGCAGUCCCCGAUAUCCAUAUCGUCGUUCAAAUCGAUAACUCUUCCAUUGCCUGCGCUUGAGAUAAUUGGCUAUCAUGAUUUUUUGUCCAGUCCAUUAUAUCUAAAAAACAACGGUCAUUCAGUUGUAGUAAAUGUAAAUAAUCAUUUAGGAAAAAGAUUGCCUUAUAUAUUUGGAGGCUCGCUUGACAUAAAUCAAGAAUAUGAAGUAGAUCAUUUGCACUUUCAUUGGGGUGCAAAAAACAACAGGGGAUCUGAACAUAUGUUGAAUGGUAUUAGGUAUCCUAUGGAAAUGCAUAUAGUUCACAGAAAUAGGAUUUAUUCAAGUUUGUCCAAUGCAUUAAAUUACAAAAAUGGUCUUGUAGUUUUAGGAAUCUUUUUUCAAUUACAGGAAGAAGAUAACAAAUCAUUAUAUUCUAUCGUAAAUCACUUGACAAGCGUGCGAUGGAUAAAUAAUGAAACAAAAUUAAACACAUCUAUAACACUAGGUUCGUUGCUACCCAAAAAUACAGAUGUAUUUUAUAGCUAUAAGGGUUCCUUAACUACACCUCCAUGUAAUGAAGUAGUUACAUGGAUAAUUUUUUCAAUGCCUGUACCAAUAUCUUUCUCACAGUUAAAUAAAUUUAGAUUACUUUCCAAUGGAAAUAACUUGAUAGCUGAUAAUUACAGAAAAUUACAAAAUAUCGGACUGAGAAAAGUGUACAUUAGGAAAUUAAAUCCACAUUUAUUUGUGAAAUAUAACGAAAUGACUUUUAACGUUGCAGAUUUGGACUGGUUUUGGCACUAAAUAAAUUUCCAGAUUAAACUAUUUUCAGUUUUUAAAACAAAAUAAUUGUUUAAACAAAAUAAAGUGUGAUAUAUUCUUUUGUUACAAUUAAAAUGAAAGAUAAAGUAUCUUUCAAAUUAACCGUA